Molecule: messenger RNA, 972 nt
Organism: Oppiella nova
Lineage: Eukaryota; Metazoa; Arthropoda; Arachnida; Sarcoptiformes; Oppiidae
Source: the annotation of a GenBank genome assembly
AUGGCCGCAUAUAAGGCCAAAAAACUGGGCAAAAGUGUUGUACUGAUAGAGCCGGGCAGACAUCUGGGAGGUGUCACAUCUGGUGGGCUCGGGUUCACUGAUUACGGCGAUAAGUCUGCGAUCAUUGGUUUAGCCAAAGAUUUUUACCUAAGAGUUGGUGAGAAAUACGGCAAAACCACCGAAACGUAUACUUUUGAGCCACACGUCGCAGAAGUGGUCUAUAAUUCAUACAUAAGUGAAGCAAAUGUUAGCGUUUUGUUUGACUCGAGAAUUAUUUCGGCAAAAAUUAUCGACAAAAAAGUCGAUUCAAUAGUUGUCGGGAAGUCAAGUGAUCCGCAGAAUAGCACUAAUGUUGUCAUUACGGCUAAAAUGUUUAUCGAUUGCAGUUAUGAGGGCGACCUCAUGGUCAGGGCUAACAUCUCAUAUACUUUUGGCCGAGAAGCCAACGCUGUGUACAAUGAAAGUCAUGACGGCGUACAGAUGCUAUCGGGUCAUCAGUUUCCCGAUGGUAUCGAUCCGUAUGUAAUCCCCGAUCUAAUGCCUAACCAUAAGACAGACUUCAAUAAUGAGGGUCCGUUUAGUACUGAUAUGAUUGGUAUGAAUUAUGAGUACCCGGACGGCUCUUAUGAAACCCGAAAUAAGAUUAUUAAACAACACGAAGACUACACCAAAGGAUUCCUAUAUUUCGUAGGACACGACCCACAAGUGCCCCAACCCUUGAGGGACGAGAUGUUGACGUGGGGUUACCCUAAGGAUGAGUACAAAGACAACAACCAUUGGACGCAUCANUUAAUCAAUGCAAUGGAAAGGGUUAGCGAUAGGAAUCGGUUAAUUGGCUUUUCGUGUGGAAAACAGUUUGUAAUGACUCCUAUGAUUGCAUUCAGAAUUGCUAUAAUUAAUGUCAACGGAAGUGUACCCAACUAUUACAUGGACUGCACUCAGUUUGUGGGCGACUUAAGUUUAAAGAAUUGA